Messenger RNA from Colletotrichum fioriniae, 1176 nucleotides. Lineage: Eukaryota; Fungi; Ascomycota; Sordariomycetes; Glomerellales; Glomerellaceae. The record is from RefSeq and is a predicted model, not a curated record.
AUGGCCCUCCUCCAACGAGCCCGCAAUAUCGCAAAAGAACACGACGCCCUCGCCGCGGCCCUCGAAGCAGACUACGACUCCAAAACGGCUCGCCGCGUAGGCGAGCUAUCGAGCGUCGUCACCGCCCUCCGAGAAUGGGAAAAGGCACAAUCCUCCAUCGCCGAGCUCGACGGCCUCCUCUUUUCCAAGGAUAAAGAGCUCCGCGAAAUGGCCGCCGAGGAACUCCACGCCACAAACGGCCAGCUCAGCUCCCUCUCGCGCAAGCUCUCCGCCUCGCUCACCCCCAAGGACCCCUACGCGCACAUGCCCUGCCUCCUCGAGCUCCGCCCCGGUCCCGGCGGUCUCGAGGGCCGCUUCUUCGCCGACACGCUGUUCAAGAUGUACAAGGGCUACUGCGCGCGAAAGGGCCUGCGCGCGAACGUCAUCAAAUACGACAUGGCCGACGCGGCGGGCGACUCCUCCUCCGCGGCGGGCGAGAGCCCCCUCCAGGAAGCCGUCAUCGAGGUCCAGGACCCGGGCGCGUACGACCUCUUCCGCGGCGAGGCGGGCAUGCACCGCGUACAGCGGAUUCCGGCGACGGAGAGCAAAGGCCGCGUGCACACGAGCGCCGUGGCGGUCUGGGUUCUCCCUUCGUUCCAGGGUGAUAACGGCGGUGACAUGGAGGACAUCAACAACCCGGAGAGCGAUUUUUAUAUCGACCCGUCCGAGGUCAAGAUCGAGACGAUGCGGGCGCGCGGCGCGGGCGGUCAGCACGUCAACAAGACCGAGUCUGCGAUCCGCAUGACGCAUAUCCCCACGGGCACCGUCGUGAGCAUGCAGGACUCGCGGUCGCAGUCGCGGAACCGGGACGACGCGUGGAAGCUGAUCCGGUCGCGGGUGGCGCUGCAGCGGCGCGAGGCGCGCGAGGAGGCCGCUGCGCAGCUGAGGAACUCUGUGCUGUCCAAACACAAGAUUACGCGCGGGGACAAGAUCAGGACGUACAACUACAACCAGGACCGCGUGACGGAUCACCGGGCGGGGAUCGACGUGCAUAACCUGCCCGAUGUGAUUGCCGGGGGCGAGUCGCUGGAUAAGAUUGUGGACGAGGUCAGGGAUUGGCUUGUAUCUGGGGAUAUUGAGGCCAUGAUGGCUGAUGAGGAGGCUGCCAACGCUGAAGCGAAGAAGGCGCAAAAGUGA